GAUUUAUGUGAAAAGCUUACUUGGAAAUGUCGUUAUCCAAAAAUAAUUGCGGAUCUUCUCCAUCAUUGUUCUCAGAAGAUAGUGACAAUUCCAUAGUUGAUGUGACAUACUUCCCAGUUUCUGCUAACGAUUCCAGUGAUAGUGUCUAUGGCAAUGAUGAAGAUAACCCACCACAUCCGACCGCGGUAAACAGCCUAAUUUAUGAUAACUGCUUCGAGGAAGAUUCUCCAAAUCUAGAACUAUGUACGCCAGUACCUGAACUAAACUCCUUUGAUCUACAACCAAGCACAUCAACUUCAAACAUAAACAAUUCUUCCACCAUUCUGGUUAGUCCGGCGAUGAAAGGAAAAAAAAAAGAGGAAGCAGCCAGAAAAUUGGAAGAAAAAUAUUGUAAAAAAAAGAGGAAUAGUGGUGAACACUUCAAAGCUUAA
This is a messenger RNA of Bactrocera latifrons, 431 nucleotides long. RefSeq lists its product as uncharacterized. The record is from RefSeq and is a predicted model, not a curated record. The transcript has 2 exons. Bases 27 to 431 code for a protein of 134 amino acids. NCBI's taxonomy places the organism in Eukaryota, Metazoa, Arthropoda, Insecta, Diptera, Tephritidae.